Messenger RNA from Aspergillus ruber CBS 135680, 729 nucleotides. Its product is annotated as glycoside hydrolase family 75 protein. Gene Ontology annotation, molecular function: chitosanase activity. The coding region runs from base 1 to 729 and encodes 242 amino acids. The record is from RefSeq and is a predicted model, not a curated record. The transcript has a single exon. Lineage: Eukaryota; Fungi; Ascomycota; Eurotiomycetes; Eurotiales; Aspergillaceae.
AUGAAAUUGCCCAUCAUCCUGGCGACUCUGGCCACCUGCAUGGCCAGAGAUAUCCCCUCCAACUUGCAGCGAUUCUACGAUUCGGUCAAGAUUGCGGGACCAUGCACCGGCGACGAUCUUUUGCAGGGCGGCUUCUUCGACCAGGACGAUAGCACCGACGAAUGGAGUUACUGUGACAGGAACUUCACCGGGCGUGGACUCUACAUCAAAGGCCCAGGCACGGAUCUAGCUAACAUGGACAUCGACUGCGACGGGGACCAGCAAAAUGCUGAUCCGCGCUGCCUGGGAUCGAGCGACACCCAGCCCGCGACGGCCUUCAAGCGCCAGGUUCAGCGGCUCUCCAACAUCACCGAUCUGAACGCUUCGAUCCACCCUUAUGUUGUGUUGGGAAACGUUGGGGACAUGACUUUCGAUCCUCGCGAUCACGGCAUCGAGCCGCUUAGCGUGGUGGCCGUCGUCUGCGGAGGCCAGCUGGUCUACGGCAUCUGGGGCGACAUCAACGGAAACGACGGCAUGCCUCUGGUGGGCGAAGGGAGUCUGGCGCUAGCGACGGCGUGCUUCGGAGAGGGCAUGGACGGCGACAAUGGGCACGACGAGGCCGAUGUGCUGUAUCUUGCAUUUUCAGGGCGCAAUGCUGUGCCGCGAAACGCUAAUUGGGCUGCGAGGAAUUAUGAAGAAUUCGAAGCGAGUAUCGCGGCCCUCGGUGAUGCAUUGGUGGCCCGAGUGUAA